GAGAGGUUCAUUCGUCUCGUGGCGUUGCCGCGCUCUAAUACGUCAGUCUAUGUUUGCCCGGCCGUCAGCGAAGGCGACGUCCGACGUAACGCGGUCUAACGCGGGUGAACGGCGAAAACAACGUGUUUCGCAGUGUCACCGAGGAGAACGAGCGUGUCAGAUCGCGAGCGAGCUCACCUCAGGCGAUAUUCAACCGUCGCGGCCGCGUUACGCUACCAAGGAAGCAAGUGUGACACAGUAGUGAUGAAACUGGAUUUUUAAACUGGACUUUUAAUUCCCGCGACAAGAGGGGCCUCGUCACGUCGUUAUUUCAGUUCCUGAUUAGACGCUCGUUGACGGAUCGAGCACUGAUCGAUAACCCGAGAGCGAGCGCAGAAACGAGUCGUGUUCCCCGCGCUCGAGUGAAAUCUUCCGGACGCGCGGAAACUCGCGCGCGGACGGCUCGUCGGAAUUUCGCGAGUUCCUCGCACGCUCUUAUCGAUAUUAUCGCACUUUCACGGUUACACGUGCUCGUGCAGACUCCUCGCCGAGUUCCCCCGCCGGCGCUCUCAUUGAUAUUCGGCGUGCCGCGCUGCCUCUGGAGGACUCGCAUUAUCAACGGUAGUCGUCAUCGAAGACAUUUGACGGGAAGUGGUCGAAACGACGACGAAGGAAAGUCUCUCGGCGCGAGUUUCACGUUCAACAACCUCGGGCUCGACUCGGAGAAAACCGCCGAGCGGCGGUUCGGCGCAAACUGAAAAGAAGUGCCUCGUCUCCGGCGGGCGCGGGUCGAUGACACCUGGACGACCGAUUUAAAAUUAUGUUAUCCAUUUGUUGAACAAACACGCGCCAGAACACCGACCGAAGGGGAGAGAGUGCGGUGGAGUGUGUGAAUAAAAAUUCCACAUGAGGUCGACGGAAUAAAGCUUAAUAGGCUUAUCGCUAUCCAAUUCGGAAGGAGUCAAGAUGAUAACCGUGCCGAUAUCAAGCUCCAGUCCUUACGUGAAGGCCACGUCCUACAGCGACGCCAGCGAGAUCGCCAAGACGUCCUUGUUUUCCGGAAGUAUGAGGGAACAUUCGGCAGCCCAGCGGAUGGAGAGAGAUAAGGACUUGCCGCAACGCUCGCAAAGCAGUGCGGCCAGCUUAACGUCUAUACAUGUCGAUUUAUCUCCCAAUUCUUCUCAAUUCUUCGAGGUGUUCUACGUUGGCAAAAUUAAAUUAUCACUCCCGAAAGUACCGGAAUCAUUCAUCGAUGAUACCCUGAUAAGGUUUCGCGUUCACGAACUCGAGAAGUCGAGAUCAUCGACGGGUAAUCUCCUGUCGGACUGUCAACGGUUGAAACGCCAAGCUCUGACGUCUUCCAUUAAUAGAAGGAACAGCACGGAAUCCACCGCCAGCGAAUCAGGCAGUAUCGAGAACGUGUCAGGAAACAGUAUAAUUCCAUGCGUGAAUCCGCUUGGAGUUUCGCCAGUUCUGAGCGGCUCCGCGGAAACUUUUCCAAGAACAAACGCCAGCCCCGUGGAAAACGACGGCCGCAGUGAGAAUCGGACGUCCGAGUCUUCCUCUAAUUCUAACAUCAAUGUACCUGAAAUCAUGCGAAAUCGCGCGGCGUCUACCGGCAGUGUUUUAACUACCGGCAGGAGGGAUUCCGCCUCAAAGCCCAACGAUAACAAUCGCGCUAUGCUCUUUCAGGUAGGACGAUGCGAUCUGAUAUUGAUUAGCUUGAGCACAAAACAGCCAGUUCUGAAGAAACCAUUGAAGGACGUAGUGAACUGCGUGCAAGGCGUAAAAAAUCCUGAUCACUUUGGAUUUAUUUGCAAGGAAUCGGACUGCUUCAUCGGACAUAUCUUCAAAUGCGAAUCCAUAUCGGUCACGGAUGAUCUUGUCGCAGCAAUCAUUCGAGCCCCCGCUGGGGUUUGCGAUGUCACGAGGAAAGGAAGGUAUCCUGUCGUUUCUUGCGAACACUGUCCUAUGUACUGGUACAACAAACUGAAUCAAGAGAUCAAAGGGCAAACCGACAGGAAGGUGCAAAAUAUCAUAUUUUCGCGUAUGGAAUUGUUACCGGAGGACGAGCAGGAGAUCGUUGUGAACAAGUUUAAGGGCGCCGAGGCGGCGGGGAACGUCGGUGCGAGCUCCUCGAAUCUCCAAGAACAAAAUCAAUUCCUAAUGCGACUGUUGCGUGCUCAUUGCGAGGCAAAACAAGCCAGACACGUGCACGACACGGCUGAGAACAGGAGUGAAUUCCUCAAUCACUAUCUGAGCGUCGGUGUGGGCAGCACGAUGUUCAAGAAGGCGCGUUCUCUCGCGAAUAGCUUCGACAACUUCAUGAAGAGGAAAGGUUCCCGCGACGAUUUCAGCUUGGGUGCUCAUCUGAGGGACGCGAGCCAUCUCGGGAUGCAAAAGAACGACAACCACAGUCCGGACAACUCACGACAGUCGCCUGUACUGGGCGCCUCGCCGGAAAUAGGCAGACGAAAAUCGCUGCGCAUCUCUCCCGAACAAAUGGUUGUAAAGAACGGAUCGAAGAAUUCCAUGAUGGACAUCUUCUUCAAAGUCGGCAACUCGCCGAAAACGUCCCCCACGGAGACUGACGGAGGCACGAUAUCGAGCAACAAUUCAUGGCGGCAAACGAUACUCAACAAAGUUGUCACGCCGAACAAGGCUUACAGCAUCAAAGAGAUGGAGAAAGUUGGGAUCGCUGAAAGCUCGGGGAUGCCUGUUAAACGCAAGAAGCAAGAAUUGCGGGACCUGUGGAAGAAAGCGAUCAAUCAGCAGCUGAUGCUGAUCAGAAUGGAGAAAGAGAACGCAAAGCUUAGCGAACGUCAAGAGGAAGCAACGGUAAAGAGAAACAAAUUGGAGUACGACGAGCUCAGCAGCUGCGUCCAUCCGGUAGAAAUAUGGGACCUCUGUGUGAACAAAGAGUCGCGUAUUUCUACGAAGUGUGAUAAUCAAAUGCUUCUGCACGCUAUCAAGCAAGGUGUACCGAAAGGGAAGAGAGGUGAGGUUUGGUAUUUCCUAGCCGAGCAAUUCUGCUUGAAGCAGCCGCCUAUGGAUACGCAAGAUUUUCCAUAUUACAACACGCCCUACAAGUCGCUCGUGAAGCAACUUACACCCUAUGAUCAUGCCAUUUCGAUCGAUCUGGAAAGGACAUUCCCGGGCCAUCCGUACUUCAGUUCACCCAUGGAAGACACUAACCGUCCACCGGGACAGUUGGAGUUGUUCAACCUGUUGAAGGCCUACUCCUUGUUGGAUUGCGAGGUCGGCUAUUGCCAAGGCCUGAACUUUGUCGCUGGGGUGCUCCUCCUGCAUAUGCCCGAGGACCAGGCGUUCUUCUUGUUGCGGCAUCUGAUGUUCCGCCGGGGACUCCGAAAACUGUAUCUGCCAGACAUGUCAGCGUUACAACUGCAUCUGUAUCAACUUUCUAGACUGCUACACGACCGAUUACCGACCGUCUACAAUUAUUUCGAGAAACACGAUGUUUCGCCCACUUUGUACGCCACUCCGUGGUUUUUAACCCUAUUCGCCAGCCAGUUUCCUCUGGGUUUCGUGACUCGAGUUUUCGAUCUGCUUUUCCUGGAGAGCUCCGAGGUUCUCUUUCGCGUGUCGGUUGCGUUAUUAGAGGAACAUCAAGAUCAAUUGUUAACUCGCAAUAGCUUCGAAGGAAUAAUGGAAUAUUUCAAGACGAAUAUACCAGCGGUGGAUAAACAAAUCUUAGAUCGCGUGAUGAAGCGCGUGUUUUAUCCCGAUUCAGAGAUUACGAAGCAAUUGAACGAGUACAAGGUGGAGUACCGAGUACUUCAGGAGGAGAUGUUCUGGAUGAAACCGAAAAUGGAGAAACUGGAGAAGUUCACAAUAAUAAACCAACAACUCACGCAGGAAGUUGCACAGCUUAGAGAACAAUUCGAGAUCAGUCUGAGUAAUUUGCAGGUAAUGGAAACGGCACGUACGAUACAGCAAUCCGUGGCCCACAAGCUCGAGUCGCAGAAUCGCAGUUUCGAAGUGACGAUAACGACGUUAGGUGCGUUCAUUCAGCAAUUAAUAGACACGCGUGCGGACAUCGACGUGCCGGGCGAUGUUCGCAGGAUAAUCACGCAAUUGAGCAUGGUGGAGAAACGACGUAGCGUGGGGAUCAAAUCGCAUCCCCUGAAAUUGAUCGAGGACAACAACAAGUACAAAAUGAUAAAGAGUAACUCGACCGGGAGGGAGUCACAGAAUCUCUUGAGGAGCAACAGCAUGGCCGACCCACCGUAUCCCUUGAAGUCGACUCUGAGUCAGCCCAAUCUGGCGACGAAGUCCGAGAAGAGCUCGUCGUUCUUCUCGAACUCGCACAAUCACAUACAGAAGCAACGCGCGCAACUAGCCGCCCUCAGGAACGAAUACUCGGAGCAAGCGAUGAGAGGCAACAACGACGAGAACGAUCCGAAAUCUGUCAACAUCGACAUUCAAAUUACGGACACCAUGAAUCUGGCCAAUAAUCCGGUUCCUCAGAACGAGAGCAACCUGAAGGUUUCCACGACCAAUUUAGAGAAGUCGAUAUCGCUACCACUGAAGUCCAAGCUGAAAGUAUCGAAGUCUGCGUACGAAUUAGGAUCCGUGAAGAAGGUGCCCACCAGCAAGCUGGAAGUCACCGGCAACGACUCGCUGACGACAGGAACCGUACAUCCGCUGGACACCUGCAGCGACGUGAAUUUCCGAUACGGCGGAACCACCAAGCUGAAGUCCAUCAAACCCGUCCGAUUAGCGUCUAGCCUGAACAUUCAGGAGGAUGGCGGCAACAAGCAAAAAGCCGACCAGCACUCCGACACUUGGACCAGAUAACAGUUACUCUUAAAAACGCCUUCGAGGAGCGUACUGUCGAAGAAAGGGAUCUUCAUAAAAAAUAUACACCUGAAGCGAUAUUGGUGAUGAGUAGGUCGUGAGAUAUUGCGUAUAUGCGGUAUAUAUAUACUCGAUCACUUGCAUCUACAUUUUUGCCGAGCGAGCAGGUUUCGGAGCGUACUUCAUUUUAGUCGUACAGGAUCGUAGAGAGAAGUGAUUCUUCUUAAUUCGCAGCGAAGCGUUUUACAACUGUUACAACUUGCAAAAGUAAGACACACACACAUGCGCGUCUAUUGCAUUGAGGUAACAGUAUGCAUUGUAAGUCACACGCGCGAGUGAUGGGAGGAAUGAUCGAUAGGAAAUCCGCUCAUUUUUGUUUUUCUUCAGACGAAAGUUCAAGCGAAAACAUGUAAAGGUACACACAUCGAGAACAUAUUUAUAUCCAGAAAAAAUGAGACAGAUAUCAAAAUAAGACGUUAGAAACGUAUGCAAGCAGUUUCAGAUUGCCAAAGGAAGUGCCAAACUUUCUCAAUGUGAGAAUACACACAUUUUAUAGUAGGAUGAAAAGCGAGUUUAAUUACAUACAAAGAGACAUACGUAUGUAUAUAAAUGUAUACUGCGUAUAUAAAGGCGGUCAUGUCGUUUAAAGAAGAGAUGCAUAUUUAUAAAAGCCAUUAAUAUAUAUACGUAUAGGCUGCUAUGCACUGUAAGAUUCAAAGAAUUAAGUAUUACUAUUUUUGCACAAAACGAGCCUUGUGAUAUCAGGGGUAUACUUAACAGUACUCACUGUAUAGUGAAGAAGAGUUUUACCAUUCGCUGAUAUGCGAGAGUAGCAUUAGCACAUCUAACAUCCAUAUCAAGUGUGUUUGAGAAACUUAGCGAAUAGAAAAUUACACAGUUCCCAUAAACGUAUUUAGAACUGAUGAUAUCUUGACGAAUACUUACUGAGUAGAAAGAUAGUCGUGAAAAUGGUAAAAUUAUAUUUUAUAGCGCAUUCUCGAAUAUAUCUAUAAAAAAAAAAAAAAUAUAUAUAUAUAUA
Molecule: messenger RNA, 5836 nt
Organism: Dinoponera quadriceps
Lineage: Eukaryota; Metazoa; Arthropoda; Insecta; Hymenoptera; Formicidae
Gene: plx
Product: TBC1 domain family member 4
Exons: 15
Coding region: 946-4797 (1283 amino acids)
Source: RefSeq, a predicted model, not a curated record